Molecule: messenger RNA, 775 nt
Organism: Panicum hallii
Lineage: Eukaryota; Viridiplantae; Streptophyta; Magnoliopsida; Poales; Poaceae
Exons: 3
Coding region: 1-651 (216 amino acids)
Source: RefSeq, a predicted model, not a curated record
AUGAUCAGCCCAGCGAGCAGUAGGUCAAACGAGGAGAGCAGAGACUGGGGAUCCAUAGGCGAUGAGAAACCCACGCACCCCUCCCUGCGGCCGCCGCCUGCUCACGGCUACCCUCCCCACGACGCCGCGCCGCCGGCUAGCUGGGUCCUCCUCGACCUGGACGCCUACGUCGCCGACCGGGAGAACGCCACUUCCGCGUGGGGCACGAUGAGCAACGGCAAGGCGAUCCGGGUCACCUUCUGCACCGCGGCCCCUCCGCUCGUCUCCUACAUCUGCGUCUGGAGCCCUGACGCCGAGAUCGCCAUGGAGCCGACCGUCGAGGCCGCGGAGUCCGACCUCAUCUUCCUCAGCGUCUUUCUUCGCGGUCGCCGCGACCAAGGCGAGUACUUCGUCUACAAGGCUGCCGGCAGCAAGGGGCCCUCGCUGCGGCGGCUCCAGGACCCCGAACCCUGCUGGCCUGAGCGCUACAAUUUCACUCUCCUCGCCCACCGGGACACUGGCUGCCCACACGCGGACGGCGACAACGACGACCACUACUACAUCGCCGCGCUGAAUCAGUUCAGACGCAGUGGCCCUGGGGGCUUCAAGCUAUGGCUCUUCAACUCCAUGGAUGGGAAAUGGAGCACCACACCUGUUUCGGAACUUGUGUGACUGACUCCAAGACGAUCGCGCUCGGAGGGGGUGGUUUGCUGAGCUUCGUUGACCCCUGGCGGCGCAUCAUCGUCUGCGACGUGCUUGGCCGCAAACCUGCACGCUACCUGCAGCUUCCCCCGCC